AUGCCAUGCCGUAGCAGUAACUGCUCCUGCAGGAGCUUGCAUCUGUAUUUCCCUACUGCCAUAGCAGUGACCGCUUCCACAGAAGCCUCCUCCUCUUUUCAGAAGCCACAUUCUCUUUUCAGAUUCCACAGAAGUGCUCACUCCCGCAGGACCCUCUAUCCCUACUUCCCACUCAUCUCUACUUCUCACUGCCGCAGCAGUACCUGCUCCCGCAGGAGCCUGUAUCUCUACUUCCCUCUGCCGCAGCAGUGCCCGCUCCCGCAGGAGCCUGUAUCUCUACUUUCCUCUGCCGCAGCAGUGCCCGCUUCCGCAGAAGCUACAUUAUCUUUCAGAUGCCGUAGCAGUGCCGUCUCAAUAGAAGCCACAUUCUCUUUUCAGAUUCCACAGAAGUGCUCACUCCCGCAGGACCCUCUAUCCCUACUUCCCACUCAUCUCUACUUCUCACUGCCGCAGCAGUACCUGCUCCCGCAGGAGCCUGUAUCUCUACUUUCCUCUGCCGCAGCAGUGCCCGCUUCCGCAGGAGCCUGUAUCUCUACUGCCCACUCAUCUCUAUUUUCCACUGUCGCAGCAGUGCCUGCUUCUGCAGAAGCCACAUUCUCUUUUCAGAUGUUGCAGCAGUGCCCGCUUCCGCAGAAGCCACAUUCUCUUUUCAGAUACCGUAGCAGUGCCCGUCUCAAUAGAAGCCACAUUCUCUUUUCAGAUGUUGCAGCAGUGCCCGCUUCCGCAGAAGCCACAUUCUCUUUUCAGAUGUUGCAGCAGUGCCCGCUUCCGCAGAAGCCACAUUCUCUUUUCAGAUGCCGUAGCAGUGCCCGUCUCAAUAGAAGCCACAUUCUUUUUUCAGAUGUUGCAGCAGUGCCCGCUUCCGCAGAAGCCACAUUCUCUUUCAGACGCCGUAGCAGUGCCCGUCUCAAUAGAAGCCACAUUCUCUUUUCAGAUGUUGCAGCAGUGCCCGCUUCUGCAGAAGCCACAUUCUCUUUUCAGAUGCCGCAGCAGUGUCCGCUCCCGCAGUAGCUAAACUCUCUUCUCUAAAGGCCACAGCAGUGCCGUUACUCCAAGCGCCGUCCAGCACCCCACCAACAUUAAGCUCUGCCGAUUUUGGGGGGUAUCAACACACCUCUUUGGCUGCUGUCCCGUGCUUAUUGCAUCUUUGGGGGGAAUGCUCUGGGUCCGGGCUAAAUGCAGAGCUCGGACCCCUCUCCCCGUACAGGGGGAGUACCCUGGGCUCGGGGGUUCAUUCAGAUCUUUGUGGCACCAAAUGCAUUGAAAGUAACAGGUCAGCUGGAAUUCUGGAAAGAGGGUGCAAAGAAAAAGGAUCUGCCUGAAUCCCCUCCUGCUGUUUCUCAUCGGAGAGCUUGUCAACUUUGACUGUCAAAAUUAGUGAAAUUUAACACAACAACACAAACAAAUUUUUACUGUUACUAUUAUUUGAUUUUUAUUAACACUACCAGUCAAAAGUUUUUGAACACUAAGAUUUUUAAUGUUUUUAAAGAAGUCUCUUCUGCUCACCAAGCCUGCAUUUAUUUGAUCCAAAGUACAGCAAAAACAGU
Onychostoma macrolepis is the source of this 1547-nucleotide messenger RNA. RefSeq lists its product as uncharacterized. Lineage: Eukaryota; Metazoa; Chordata; Actinopteri; Cypriniformes; Cyprinidae. The transcript is spliced from 4 exons. The coding region runs from base 1 to 1011 and encodes 336 amino acids. The record is from RefSeq and is a predicted model, not a curated record.